AUGAAGCUUGCUGUUCUGCCACUUACAACUGUGGCCGCUUUGGGAGCUGGUCCAGGUUCCGCCUCGGUCACCAAGACCAAGCAGACCUGUGACGAUACUCCAUGCGCUAAUGGUGGAACUUGUGUUCCAAGUGAUAUCUACAACCGAGGAUUCUUCUGCCGUUGCGAAGAUGGCUGGACCGGAAUCUUCUGUACAGUCGCACCACCAAAAGUCGUCUGUGGCGAUUCCUUCAUGCAGGUGAACGUGAAAAAAGACCUCGUCACCGAGCACGAUCUUGACGAUUCCGUCGAGCACAUUGGCUUCCGAGGAAAGGGAACUGGCUGCACUGUCACUGAAGAUGGCGACGAGUACACUCUCCGAAUCAACUCUCCCUUCUCCCAGUGCGGAACCGUCACCAAGCACGAAGGUGGCGAUUACGAAUACACCAACGCCGUCGUCUACCGACAACAGCGAAAGGGUCUUCCAUCCGAAGAAGCUGUCGAGAUGACUUUUGACAUCGUUGAGUUCAAGUGCACUUACGAAGAUGAGUACACCGUCCACUCGGAUGCUCUCACUCCCGCCGUCACCACUGUCGAUCAUAAAUCCGACCUCGGAGAUUUCACCGUCGAGAUGGCCCUCUUCAAGGAUGAAGGUUUCAUGGAGCCAUACCCCGAGAACCCAGUCAUCGCCAAGAAAUCCGAUGUUUGUGUCAAGCUUUCUCUAACCAACACCAUCCGAGACGAUCUCGUCCUCACCGCCAACAAAUGCGCCGCUUAUUCCAACAUGGACGGCACUGGUCUCCAAAACACUCUCAUCAACGACCGAUGCUCAAAGGUUGACGACGUCACUGUCCAGCUCAUCCAGAACGGUCUCUCCAACGAUGUGAAUUUCUGCUUCCAGAUGUACCAGUGGACCGAGAAGAUGGACCAGGUGUACAUCUCCUGCGAAGUCGAGGUUUGCCAGAAGGCCGGUCCAGGCAUUGCCAACCAGUGUGUUUGCAUGGCCAACGACAUCAACUACGAUGACUACUACUACGUCAACUACUACUACAUCAACUACAUUGAUGAACUUUACAACGACCAAUACGAUACUGGCCGAAAGCGAAGAGCUGCGGAAGAGCCAGUUGAGAGUCCUGAAGCACCAAAGGGCAUGUACAAGCCCGAGAAUGCUUUCAACAGCACCAUGUCUAUCACCGUCGUCGACGAAAUGAGCCCCGAAGAGCUCAAGAAGCGCGCCGAAGUCAUGCGAGAAGGACAAUUCAAUGUCAUCUCCGAAGAGAUCCUCCGCGCCGAGAUUGAAGAAAUUGCCCAAGACAACAACCAAAUUGUUAUGAUGAUCACCAUCGCCCUCGUCGUUGCCGUCAUUGCUCUCGGCAUCUGCGUCGGUGUCUACGUCCAAUGCAACCGACGAUACAACCAACAACGAAAUAAGAUCAGAGAAAUGCGAAAAGUCAAAGAGUUUUACAACGGAGUCCUCAAGCCAUACAACCACCCCACUCACUUGCCUCAGCAGACUCCUACUGAGAGCCAGUGA
This is a messenger RNA of Oikopleura dioica, 1512 nucleotides long. NCBI's taxonomy places the organism in Eukaryota, Metazoa, Chordata, Appendicularia, Copelata, Oikopleuridae. The record is from the annotation of a GenBank genome assembly.